Messenger RNA from Didymodactylos carnosus, 1032 nucleotides. NCBI's taxonomy places the organism in Eukaryota, Metazoa, Rotifera, Eurotatoria, Philodinida, Philodinidae. The record is from the annotation of a GenBank genome assembly.
AUGUUACACACCCGUGAAUCACUUACUGUGGAUGAACAACUUGUUGCAACUCGUGGUCGUUGCAAUUUCCGUCAAUAUAUUCCUAGUAAGCCAGGAAAAUAUGGGUUAAAGAUCUUCUGGUGCUGCGACUCAAAUACGGCGUAUCCGUUAAACGGUGAAGUUUAUCCAGGACGCCAACAUGGAGCAGCUCCUGCAGCUAAAGAUGCAAAUCGUAUUCGCAACUUGGUGAAUCGGUUGGUGCAUCCUUGGAUCAACACCGGACGAACCAUUACCACCGAUAAUUAUUUUACUGGUGCAGAGCUGGCAGAAGAUCUUUUGGGUGUUCAAACAACUCUUGUUGGGACUAUACGACGAAAUAAAAAGGAAAUUCCACGAGAACUGCAGCCUGACAAUAAUCGUUCUCAAUAUUCAUCUAUAUUCUGUUUUGAUCGACAACUAACAUUAGUUAGUUAUAUACCAAAAAAAGGACAUGUAGUGAUUUUGUUGUCAUCUCUUCAUCAUGAUCAAGCUAUCGACGAUGAACAAAAGAAGAAACCAGAAAUUAUUUUAUACUACAACAACACAAAAGGUGGUGUCGAUCGGAUGGAUCAGAUGGUAAAAACAUAUUCGUGCAAACGUAAAAUAAACCGAUGGCCAAUGACCUUUUUUAAUAUCGUUGAUGUUGGUGCUAUUGCUGCUUUUUUGGUAUGGAUAAAGAAAAAUCCUAAAUGGAACGAAAAAAGACAGCACCGUCGACGUUUAUUUUUAAUGCAGUUAGGUUAUGAUCUUGUUGAAACUCAUGUGGAUCGACGACGACAACAAUCACAAGCACUUCAAAAGAACGUUCGAAUAGCUUUGCAAACGAUUGGACAAACUAUCACUACUCCACAACCUGAUGCUGUUUCAACAACGAGGGUAAAACGACGUUGCCAACUUUGUCCAAGGCAACGUGAUCGAAAAGUCAUCACUCAUUGUAUGAGUUGUGAUAUUCCAUGUUGUCCAGAUCAUCAUAAGAUCAUUUGUACUACGUGUUAUGAAACAUUUUUGGAAUAA